GCGGUAAAAAGUCAUUAUUGUGAACGGCCGGGGGUAUUGUUUUUCUUUAUCCCAAUUUUGCUUCGGAUGCUGUGAAAAUUCGUCUAUCUUACACAGUCCCACAGUAAAAGCUGCCAUUCCUUUCAAGUUUCACUUACCAAAUACAGAAUUGCAUUCCCUGAACUGAAUUGAAGGUUCAAUAUUUCAAUUAUGUCAAUCACAAAACAGAAAAGGAUUCUUGUCUAUAAUUACUGCAUUCUUUUGACUUGGCGGCUAUGAAAGUCCGUCCAGUGAAGCCUCACUUUUUCAAACCUAUUCAGCCAGGUUUCAAGCAUGCUCUGAAAAUUCCUAAAGGUUUUCUGAAGUAUCUAAAUGGACGUAAGCAUGAACAUGCAGUACUGAGAAGGGCGGAUAAAAAGUGGCUGGUAAAGGUGAAUGGAUAUCGAUUCGAAGAGGGUUGGGCAGAAUUUGUGGAGGAAAAUGAUUUGCAGCUGGGAGAUAUGUUGGUGUUCAGACAUGAAGGAAACAUGAAGUUUGAGGUAAUCAUCUUUGAUUCAAGUCACUGUGACAGAGAAUAUGCGGAGUAUUUGCAAGAAGAAGAAGCAGCAACACCAACAGCACAUACUUUUGGAGAGACUUCCAAGAAUUUUGAAUUUAAAGAUACUAACAACUACGCCUCAAUCCCAAGUGGGGAUCGACUAUAUGGAUCCUUACCAUCCAUGUCGUGCCAUUUAAGCCAUUCAGGAAAUACAGACGAUGUAAUAGAAAUACCAAGCCCCGACAUCAAUUCGUCAGACGAGGAUUCUUCACAUGCGGAAGCUGCUACUGACAAGCAUGUUGGUCAUUCUCAUUUUAUAUGCACUAUUAGACCAUAUUGCCUAACAUGUGGUUACUUGCGCCUUCCUCAACAAUUUGCAAAUGGUCUCUCCAACAAGAAGUGCGAUUUGUUUAUAAGAGAUGAAAGACAAAGGCUGUGGAAUUUAAAGCUGAGUUCUGAUUGCAAAGAUCGAGUCUAUAUUGGAGAUGGCUGGCGUAAAUUCAUUGCUGAUAAUUGCUUAAAGGUGGGAGAACGUAUAAUGUUUGAGGUUGUUAGUGAUGGAAAAACCGAGUCUACAUGGAAAUUUCAUGUUACUGACGCAGAAACUCCAAAGCAGAAGUUUCAAGAUUUGAGAGCAAAUGCAUCACUUCAUCCCGAAGGAAAGAAGCCUGAUUUGGAUGCUAAUAGAUAUUCCACUCAAGGCCUCAGGAUUGAGACGUCAGAUAUGACUGCUCCAAAAGCACAAGUACCUGCUUCAACAUCUGCUAAUAAUGCUUACCCUCAUUUUAUUUCUACUAUUAAGCCUUAUUCCAUCAAAAGACCUCGUCUCUAUCUUCAAGCGGAUUUUGCAAAAUCAAAUGGCUUAAUGAAUAGACGUUGUGAGAUGAUUAUCACAGAUGAGAAACAGAGAUCAUGGUCGGUGCAGCUCGGACCAACAGGACAUCACGUUGCAAUUACCAGGGGAUGGACAAAAUUCGUGAAAGCAAAUGAUGUCCAAGUAGGAGAUACUUUUAAGUUUGAACUCAUCAACAACGGAACAAUACCUAUAGCAUACUUCCAUUGUAAAUAUUCUGGGAAGGAUACCAAGCAAAGCCAUUGACAAGUUAGUGAAGCAGUUGGUGAUGGGCAAGGGGAAAGGAGCAUUGAAGAAUAUGGUGUUUUUGGAUUUACUACUUAGUUGCCUAAUCUCAACAGAGGAUGUACCUUGUUUUGCUUUGUUGCUUUAAGAAACCUCCAUUAUACGUAAUAUCUUGAUUUUGCCCUACAUUUUGGAUUAAUUCAUAUUCUUGCCGCUAGCAAAUUGUCUCGUA
This is a messenger RNA of Nicotiana tabacum (common tobacco), 1827 nucleotides long. Its product is annotated as B3 domain-containing protein REM10. Lineage: Eukaryota; Viridiplantae; Streptophyta; Magnoliopsida; Solanales; Solanaceae. Gene Ontology annotation, molecular function: DNA binding. The record is from RefSeq and is a predicted model, not a curated record.